Messenger RNA from Pollicipes pollicipes, 1972 nucleotides. RefSeq names its product solute carrier family 25 member 36. The transcript is spliced from 8 exons. The record is from RefSeq and is a predicted model, not a curated record. The coding region runs from base 116 to 1222 and encodes 368 amino acids. NCBI's taxonomy places the organism in Eukaryota, Metazoa, Arthropoda, Thecostraca, Pollicipedomorpha, Pollicipedidae. Gene Ontology annotation, molecular function: pyrimidine nucleotide transmembrane transporter activity. Gene Ontology annotation, cellular component: mitochondrion. Gene Ontology annotation, biological process: pyrimidine nucleotide import into mitochondrion.
GGGAGGGAGGCGGAUGUAGUGCCAUGGAAUAAUUGAAUUUCAGUCGCGAAAAGCUGUCGAAAUGGUUGGAUCCAUUUAGCACAAGUUGAGUGCCAGACCGAAGCAAAGCUCAGCUAUGACGAGCCGGGACACGUUCGUUCAUCUAUUCGCUGGAGGGAUGGGUGGCACGAUGGGCGCCAUCGUGACAUGCCCAUUGGAAGUGGUGAAGACGCGGCUGCAGUCUUCACGCAGCGGGUUUGAGCUGCAGGUGCCGCCGAUGGCGGCCGAGUCGCGCGGCCAGGCGUCCGUCACGUGCCGCUCCGUGCAGCAUGGCCAGCGGUCGCGCUUCUGCACGGCCAGCGGUCGCGCCGCGCGCGACGGGCAUGUGGCGUUCGGCCCGGAGUUCCGGCCGGCCCGCUCCAUCGGCCUCAUCCGCUGCAUCAGGGUCAUUAUGGAGAAGGAGGGUCCAUACGCCCUCUUCAAGGGCCUGGGACCGAACCUGGUUGGCGUGGCUCCUUCGCGGGCUAUCUACUUCUGCUCCUACUCGAACGCCAAAAAGUUCUUCAAUCAGCGCCUGACGCCGGAGUCGCCUAUCGUACACAUGGCAUCAGCCAUGUGCGCCGGCUUCUGUUCCUGCACCGCCACCAACCCGAUCUGGUUCAUCAAGACUCGGCUGCAGCUGGACCAGCACCGCUUCGGGCAGCGACUGCGUGUCGUCGACUGCAUCAGCCGCGUGUACGCCGAAACGGGUAUUCGAGGCUUCUACAAAGGCAUUACGGCUUCUUACUUCGGCAUCACCGAAACCAUGAUCCAUUUCGUCAUCUACGAGCACGUCAAGCGUCGCCUGCAGAUGUACAGGCACGCUAACACGUCCGUCAAGACCAGCUGGGACUUCGUCGAGUUCAUGCUGGCCGGUGCUGUCUCCAAGACGGUGGCCUCCAGCGUGGCGUACCCGCACGAGGUGGCGCGCACCCGGCUGCGCGAGGAGGGCAACAAGUACCGCGGCUUCUUCCAGACGCUGCACGUGGUCUGGUGUGAGGAGGGCCACCGCGGCCUGUACCGCGGCCUUGGCACCCAGCUCGUCCGCCAGAUCCCCAACACGGCCAUCAUGAUGUCCACCUACGAGGCGGUUGUGUACCUGCUCAGAGACACGUCUUACGACAAGGAUUUGAUGUACGAGGAGGACGACGGGUCUGUGCCAGAGUGCGCGACGAACUCCUCCGGGCGGACGAGUUUUGCGUAGUGCCACUAAGCAGCGCUACCGGCGGAAUGUUCGUGCCAGUAGCGGCCGCGUGGCGGCACCAUUGUCGGGCUAUAACGUGGUGUGACGUAUGCGCACUGUGGCUCUAUCGUUGGAUGAUGAGCGCUCAGCGGCGACCCCGUGGCACUCGUCGGAUAAUGUGUGCUCAGCAGCCACCUCGCGGCAUUAUCUGGUGAAACGCUCUCCGCGACCGCCACGCGGCGCUAGCGUCGGAUGAGCUCUGCUAGAUGGCCGCUACGCGACGCCAGCGUAGGGUGCGCUGCUCUCAGCGAAUGUCACUUGUCUCCCGGCGACAUGCGGGGGCGAGCGUGGUGUGCCCUGGGGGUGCGGAAGUGCUCGGGGCGAGGGUGGUACGCCCUGGGGUUGCGAACAUGCUGGGGGCGCGGGUGGUGUGUCCGGGGGGUGCGAUGUCCUCCGGCGUGACUGCUCGCCGACUCUCUGUGAUAGCUUGGCUGAUGUGCCGCAGCCGCGGACGGGCAGUCCGGUGGAUUAGUCUCUGCUGCCGCCGCCAGGAGCGCUGCCGGGCCGGCCAGCCCCUCCGCAUGGUGCGGCGCACGUGUCCUGCUCCGCGGGCUGGGGUUGACGGUCAGGUGGCUGCUCGAGCCACGGCGUGGGGCCGUCGCCGCCGCUCGGGUCGGCGGGAGAUGGGCGGGCAAGGGCAUCCGGCGCGUGUCGUAUGUGGAGGGUGUGUGGUUUGAAACUCAUUUUGUAUCUAGGUGGAAUAUAUGCAGU